This is a messenger RNA of Chaetomium globosum CBS 148.51, 1623 nucleotides long. RefSeq lists its product as uncharacterized. Lineage: Eukaryota; Fungi; Ascomycota; Sordariomycetes; Sordariales; Chaetomiaceae. Gene Ontology annotation, molecular function: myo-inositol:proton symporter activity. The transcript has 2 exons. Gene Ontology annotation, biological process: transmembrane transport. Gene Ontology annotation, cellular component: membrane. The record is from RefSeq and is a predicted model, not a curated record. Bases 1 to 1623 code for a protein of 540 amino acids.
AUGGCGGCCAAGCCCGACGACGCCCAGAUCGAGAAGGCGGACCAAGAGUGGGACGAGAAGGGCCUUGCUCCAGGCGAACCCAGCGAUGAAGAGGUCGACGCCUUCAUCGACGACAUGGAAGCUCAGCUGGCGGCGGAAGGGCUGCGCAAGGGGCUGCUGGACAUUGAGUUCAAAAACCCAAAGCACUUCACUUGGGUCAUCAUCGCUUUCGCGUCCAUGGGUGGCCUGCUGUCCGGCCUAGACCAGUCAACCAUCUCGGGCGCCAAUCUGUUCCUACCAGUUGACUUGGGGCUGGACACGAGGCAGAAUAGCCUCGUCAACGCGGCUAUGCCCCUCGGCGCGGUCGGAGGCGCGAUCAUCCUGUCUCCUUGCAACGAGUGGACUGGUCGGCGAUGGUCCAUUAUCAUUUCCUGCAUCUUGUACACGGUUGGCGCGGCGCUUGAGGCCGGAGCCAUCAAUUAUGGCAUGAUCAUCGCUGGACGGGUGCUUCUCGGCAUGGGCGUAGGCCUGGAGGGAGGCACGGUCCCCGUCUAUGUGGCCGAGACAGCCGAACGCAAAGUGCGAGGCAACCUUGUGUCGCUGUACCAGCUCAACAUUGCACUGGGCGAGGUCCUUGGCUACGCCGUGGCAGCUAUGUUUCUGCGCGUGCCCGGUAACUGGCGCUACAUACUGGGCUCGUCCCUGGUGUUUUCGACCAUCAUGCUGGUGGGCAUGUUGUUCCUGCCGGAGUCCCCGCGCUUUCUCGUACACAAGGGCCGUACCCUGGACGCGUAUCGCGUGUGGAAGCGCAUCCGCGGCACUAGCAACCCCGAAUCACGCCGCGAGUUCUUCGUCAUGAAUGCGUCCGUCCGGGAUGAGGCGCGCAUCGUCGCCGAGAGCGCAGUAAACAAGCGCUUCCCCUGGCUGGACUUCUUCACGGUGCCGCGCGCCCGCCGCGCCCUCAUCUACGCCAACAUCAUGAUCUUGCUGGGCCAGCUGACGGGCGUCAACGCCAUCAUGUACUACAUGUCGGUGCUCAUGAACCAGAUAGGCUUCGACAAGGAACAGGCCAACUACAUGUCGCUCGUCGGCGGCGGCUCCCUGCUGCUGGGCACGAUCCCCGCGGUUCUCUUCAUGGAACGGUACGGCCGCCGCUUCUGGGCCAACACCAUGCUUCCCGGCUUCGUCGUCGGCUUGGUUGUCAUCGGCGCGAGCUACCAAAUCAACCUCAAGACCAACCUCGAGGCCGCCGAGGCUACCUACCUCAUUGGGCUCAUCCUGUACAUGGGCUUCUUUGGCUGCUACGCGUGCUUAACGUGGGUGGUGCCGUCCGAGGUGUACCCGACGUACCUGCGGUCCUACGGCAUGACUACCUCGACGGCCCUUCUAUUCCUCGCCUCGUUCGUCGUCACCUACAACUUCUCGGCCAUGCAGCAGUCCAUGACCCGGACGGGCAUGACGCUGGGCUUUUACGGCGGCAUUGCGGUUUUGGGCUGGAUCUACCAGCUUCUGUUCAUGCCCGAAACGAAGGACAAGACGCUUGAGGAAAUCGACCUGUUGUUUCAGCGGUCGACGUCAGAAACGGUUUCCGAGAACGUAAAGAACUUGAGCCAGGGCUUCAGGAACCUUUUUGUUAGGAGGUAG